GAAAGCGCCGAGGAAGGCGCUGAAGACUCGCUUUCCCGUGAGGCCCCGCGCGGGAGCGGCCUACACAGGCCUGGCCGAAGGGAGAGCCAGCCUUCGGGAGCCUCGGAAGUUCUCCUUCUCCGCCGCUUUGCCUUCUUCGUCGUCGUCGGCCAUGGGCUCCUUACUCAGCCGCCGCAUCGCCGGCGUGGAGGACAUCGACAUCCAGGCCAACUCGGCCUAUCGGUACCCGCCCAAGUCCGGGAACUACUUUGCCAGCCACUUCUUCAUGGGGGGAGAGAAGUUUGACACGCCACAUCCAGAGGGGUACCUUUUUGGGGAAAACAUGGACCUGAACUUCCUGGGGAACCGCCCUGUCCAGUUUCCCUAUGUGACCCCUGCACCUCACGAACCAGUGAAGACCCUGCGCAGUUUGGUCAACAUCCGCAAGGACUCCCUUCGCCUGGUCAGGUACAAGGAAGACACAGAUAGGCCCAUCGAGGAGAAUGGGAAGCAGAAGGCCCUCUACAGCCUGGAGUUCACCUUCGAUGCUGAUGCUAGGGUUGCCAUCACCAUCUACUGCCAGGCAACAGAGGAGUUUGUGAGUGGGAUGGCCGUCUACAGCACCAAGAACCCCUCCCUGCAGUCGGAGACAGUCCACUACAAGCGCGGGGUCAGCCAGCAGUUCUCCCUGCCCUCCUUCAAGAUCGACUUCUCUGAUUGGAAAGACGACGAGCUUAACUUCGACCUGGACCGGGGCAUUUUCCCUGUGGUUAUCCAGGCUGUGGUGGACGAAGGCGACGUGGUUGUGGAAGUGACUGGCCAUGCUCACAUCCUCCUGGCGGCCUUUGAGAAGCAUGUCGAUGGAAGUUUCUCCGUGAAGCCCCUGAAGCAGAAGCAGAUUGUGGACAGGGUCAGUUACCUCCUUCAGGAGAUCUAUGGCAUCGAGAAUAAGAACAACCAGGAAACGAAGCCCUGUGACGACGAGAACAGCGACAACAGCAAUGAGUGUGUGGUUUGCCUCUCAGACCUGCGGGACACCCUCAUCCUGCCUUGCCGGCACCUCUGCCUCUGCAACUCCUGUGCGGACACCCUGCGCUACCAGGCCAACAACUGCCCCAUCUGCCGCCUGCCCUUCCGGGCCCUUCUACAGAUUCGUGCGGUCCGGAAGAAGCCAGGGGCCCUCUCCCCACUCUCCUUCAGCCCCGUCUUGGCACAGACCCUGGACCAUGAUGAGCAUUCGUGUUCAGACAACAUCCCUCCGGGCUAUGAGCCCAUCUCUCUUCUGGAAGCCCUGAAUGGCCUGCGCUCGGCCUCACCCUCCAUCCCCUCAGCCCCGCUUUACGAGGAGAUCACGUACACAGGGGUCCUGGAUGGGCUGCCCCUCUCUGGGAGGCCUCUGGGGGCACUGGACCGGGCCCCAGAGGGCGGCCACCAGAAGAGCAAGCGCAGCAAGUCCCCUGACAGCACCCUUCGCUCCCCCUCUUCGCCAAUCCAUGAGGAGGAUGAGGAGGAGAAGCUCUCCGAAGACUCGGACCUCCAGCCUCCUCCUCUUCUUGCUACGGGGACGGAGCUGGUUCUGCGCGAAGGCAGCUCCCCAGAGAGCCUGACCUUGGACGACUCAGAGGAGAUGCACUCGCUGCAACAAGAGAGCCAGCCCCCCUCUGUGGAGGACAUCAUCCAAGAGAGCAGCAGUAGCAGCAGCGUCAGCAUCAGUACUGCCUCUGAGGCCAGGAGCCUCCCCCGGAUGGAGAGUGAGCUGCCCACUGAGGUCUACCUGCCAGGGUCCUCCGACUUCGCCGGCACUCUCUCUGGCCGUGGGACCAGUGGCCAUCCUGGGCAGCCUUUCCUCUUCGGACAGCCUUCCUCCUCGUCCUCCUCCUGAGCACCUGGUUUAGGAGGGGGGGUGGGCGCAAUGCCAAACAUCCUUCUCUGCUGCCCUGUAUGGGCCCUCCUUCCUUCUUUCCGUUCUACCAAUGAAGAAGAAUUCUUCCCAGAUACUCAAAGACAGACCUUGUUCCCUUUCCAUUUGGUGGGCUCCAUCUCUCUCCUUGCCUUUCUUUUGACAGUUUUGCAUGCUCCAAAUGUGCUGCUUCCUCUCCCCAUUCCUUGGCAGAGGUGGGGGUCGAUGCAGUGAAAAUCUCUUUGUAAAUAGACCUCCCUUUUCAAUGCCCGCCCUGCCCUCCAACUUUGCAAAAGUGUUGGGUUUGCUGCUGCAGCACUCAGCAUUCCUCCCUAACCCACAAGCAACCCACGGGGCAACAACCCCUUUGCUCCUGUGGGGCUGCCUUUUCUGUGCCAGAACCCCCCCCCCCCCAAAUAACCAGGUGCCUGUCUGACCAAACCGGUGCCCUUUUAUGGCUAUGGGGCAGCACAAGGCAGCUUGGGGCAAAUCUAUUACCCCUUGGCAGAAAGCCCUGCUCCAUGACUUGAGUCCUUUGCCUGGUGCCUUGUUCGUUCCCCGAUUUUUCUCCUCCGAAGGCAGGUGUCUCUCCUCAUUGCAAAACCAGGCAGCCCCUCUCUUGGAUUACAGCUCCCAUACUUCCCAUCUGGUGGUCACAGGCUUUUCACUCAAGUCAGAGAAGGCUGCAGGGUUGACCCCUGAACCGAGAUGCCCCGCAGUCCCACAGCUGCCUUGGGCCCUUUGGGGUUGGCACCAGCCUCUUUCCAGCCUCCUGUCUUCCCUUUAGGGGCCAUAACUGACCUAUUAUAUAGCAAGGGGAUAUUUUGGUGAUGUUUGUAAAGUGCUCUGGACAUUUGAAAUGUGCUACGUAUAAAGUACUAAGUAUUAUUA
Anolis sagrei ordinatus is the source of this 2770-nucleotide messenger RNA. RefSeq names its product E3 ubiquitin-protein ligase MGRN1. Gene Ontology annotation, biological process: protein ubiquitination; endosome to lysosome transport; negative regulation of G protein-coupled receptor signaling pathway. Gene Ontology annotation, molecular function: ubiquitin protein ligase activity. Lineage: Eukaryota; Metazoa; Chordata; Lepidosauria; Squamata; Anolidae. The record is from RefSeq and is a predicted model, not a curated record. Gene Ontology annotation, cellular component: cytoplasm; early endosome; plasma membrane.